UUUCGUCCGUAACGCUUCGUGUACCGGAGAGUGCUGUCAAGAUGGUAGAAAAGGAACAAACAAACAAAGAUAUAAAGGAAUUAGCGAAAAAUGACAAGUACUCGAUUUUGCUACCGACGUACAACGAAAUCGAAAAUUUGCCCAUAAUUAUUUGGCUUAUCGUGAAGUACAUGGACGCGAGCGAACUUGAUUAUGAGAUAAUCGUGAUAGACGAUGGUUCUCCGGAUGGAACAUUGGCCAUGGCAGAGCAGCUGCAAAAUCUAUAUGGGAAAGAGAAAAUAUUGUUGAGGCCAAGGGAAAAGAAACUUGGACUGGGAACCGCGUACAUGCACGGGAUCAAACAUGCUACAGGGAAUUUUAUUGUUAUCAUGGAUGCUGAUCUAUCUCAUCAUCCAAAAUUCAUCCCCAAGAUGAUAGAGCAACAAAGAUACCUUGAUCUAGAUAUUGUCAGUGGUACAAGGUAUGCUCAAGGUGGUGGAGUUUAUGGUUGGGACUUCAAAAGAAAACUGAUAAGCAGAGGAGCAAAUUUCUUAACACAAAUUUUAUUGAGACCAGGUGCCAGUGAUCUUACAGGAAGCUUUAGAUUAUAUAAGAAAGAAGCACUGGAGAAGCUGAUACAGUCCUGUGUAUCAAAGGGAUAUGUUUUUCAGAUGGAAAUGAUUGUCAGGGCUAGGCAACUUAAAUAUACUAUAGGUGAAGUGCCAAUUUCGUUUGUAGAUCGUGUUUAUGGAGAAUCGAAAUUGGGGGGGUCUGAAAUCUUCCAGUUUGCAAAAGGUCUCCUGUAUCUUUUUGCCACUACAUAGGCUGAAUCACGAUCCAAGAUUUCCAAGAAACAUUCCCGAUA
Messenger RNA from Colletes gigas, 844 nucleotides. It is a transcript of the gene Dpm1, whose product is annotated as dolichol-phosphate mannosyltransferase subunit 1. Gene Ontology annotation, molecular function: dolichyl-phosphate beta-D-mannosyltransferase activity. Gene Ontology annotation, cellular component: endoplasmic reticulum membrane. The record is from RefSeq and is a predicted model, not a curated record. The transcript has 4 exons. NCBI's taxonomy places the organism in Eukaryota, Metazoa, Arthropoda, Insecta, Hymenoptera, Colletidae. The coding region runs from base 42 to 803 and encodes 253 amino acids. Gene Ontology annotation, biological process: GPI anchor biosynthetic process; protein O-linked glycosylation via mannose.